AUGAAUUCUUCUAAGGGUAGUGUAGAUGGUGCGAUACACCUGUUUGAUACCAUAGCACUUGAAUAUAUAAUAAGUCCUGAAGGCAGUGACAUAGUAGUGGUGAGAGAUUAUUCUUCUAAUGCUUUGGUGUUGGUCCCUGGCAUGGAGAAGGUAGUGAUGGGUGAGGAAAAUUUUUAUAAUAAUUUCUUUCUCUGUUUUGUAAUAUGGGGGUGGUGUAGGGUCUACUUCAAUCAGACUGAGGCAGUGUUAGUCAAGUUGGCUUCUUUGAACUGGUGA
Messenger RNA from Dentiscutata heterogama, 276 nucleotides. The record is from the annotation of a GenBank genome assembly. Lineage: Eukaryota; Fungi; Glomeromycota; Glomeromycetes; Diversisporales; Gigasporaceae.